Molecule: messenger RNA, 1589 nt
Organism: Tribolium madens (black flour beetle)
Lineage: Eukaryota; Metazoa; Arthropoda; Insecta; Coleoptera; Tenebrionidae
Product: zinc finger protein 510-like
Exons: 2
Coding region: 183-1565 (460 amino acids)
Biological process (GO): regulation of transcription by RNA polymerase II
Cellular component (GO): nucleus
Molecular function (GO): zinc ion binding; RNA polymerase II transcription regulatory region sequence-specific DNA binding; DNA-binding transcription factor activity, RNA polymerase II-specific
Source: RefSeq, a predicted model, not a curated record
UUUACUUAGACACUUAAUCAAAGAUGGCGUCCAAACGUCUCAAUUUUUGACAAUUUCGUGUUAUUUCGCACUAAUUCGUAGAAUUUUGGUCCAAAAACCGAUCAAAAAGUCACCCACACGUAAAAUUCUCGAAAAAUUGGUGUCCCACCGGUUGUUAGAAAUUUCUAGGUUAGCUUGUCAAAAUGACGUCCAAUAUGGAAUGUUGUGUACCUACGUGUCCCGGCCCCGGGAGAAUCCUCUACAGGUUUCCAAUCCCUGACAUGGAGUCUUCGACGUUUAAGGAGUGGGUUCAACGGAUUAACGUUCCGUGGAUGCAGUCACUUCCCGAGAUUCGAAUUUACAGCAAAUACCGAGUUUGUGACUUGCAUUUCACUAACCAAAGUCGACAUAAGGACAAAACUCGCUUGAAAAAAGGGAGUUUACCGACUUUGUUUCUACCAGGGUUCAACCAAGGCGCUGAAAUGAACCCAGAGGAGGAACAAAACCAAGAACAUUAUUGGAAAUUUAAAUCAUUAAAAAGUUUUAAUAAGAAACUCAAGGAGUUUAAGGAGAUUUGCCGCAUUUGUUUUAAGUCACACAACGAGGAGGAUGUGGUUAAACUAUACGGAGAUGACAAAGAAGUUAAGACUAUUUUAAACAUGAUUGUGGAAGUUUUGCCCGAUUUGGACCACGGAUUGUUUCUGAAUAUGGUCAUUUGUGUAAAAUGUAAAGAACAUUUGGCUAUAAGUUACGAAUUGAAGAAAACAUGGCAGUCCACUGAAGACAAACUGCGAGAAUUGGUCCCUUUUGCAAUCAACGGUGAAGAUUUCGUAAUUUUUGAAGAAAAAAGAACGAAAUUUGAAUAUAACGACCACAACUACGCCCGUAAAGUUAGGGAAAUCGCCCCUGAUGAUUCCUACAACGAAAACUACUUCAAACAGCUCCAGAAACAAAUCCAUCGCUUAGGCAAAGGCCCCCAUCUUUGUGACGUCUGUGGCCGCCUUUAUACCGAGAAAGAGGCCUUUCAAAACCACAAAAGACGCCACAUGAGUCCCCAGUACAAACCCACAAAACCAAUGUGUGAGAUUUGUGGCAGUAUUUGCUCCUCAAUGCAAGAUUUACACAGACAUAAGUAUCGCAAACACAUCAGGACGUACAAAUGUGAUAUUUGCAACGAGAUUUUCAAAAUAAAGCAUCAAUUGUUUGUUCAUAAAAGACUGGAACAUUUCACUCGAAAAUAUUUUCAGUGUCAUUUCUGUGGUAAGAGAAUCAGAGACCGGAAAUUUUUAGAAAGCCAUUUGAAGAGUCAUGAGUCUCAGAAACAGUUCUCUUGUGAUAUGUGUGAUAAGGUUUUUUUGAAGAAGCAUACUUUGAAGAAACAUGUGGCGUGUACACAUGUGGGGCUCAAAUGCCCCAGUUGUGGCAAGUUUUUUGGCCAAAAACGCUUCCUUGAAAUGCAUGCGAAAGAGUGUCAGAAACAAGGGAUUCUUUGUAAUGUGUGUAAUGAAAAGUUUUGGAAAAAGUGCGAAUUGGACAAUCAUAGAAUUAUGGCGCAUGGAUUAGGACCUCAGUGGAAUAAAUUCUGAUAAAAUUAAGUUUUGUUUUUAUCU